Molecule: messenger RNA, 5377 nt
Organism: Coregonus sp. 'balchen'
Lineage: Eukaryota; Metazoa; Chordata; Actinopteri; Salmoniformes; Salmonidae
Source: the annotation of a GenBank genome assembly
GCCUGUUUUGGCGUCAGACGCGCCGCUGCUAGCUAGCAAAUUGGAAAUAUUGCAAGUCAUGGUGGGCCAUUCAAUGGAGGGAAAGGGUGGAUAAUGACUUUGGGUAAUGCUUAUAAAACAUAUGAGAGAACUCUUCUGGAUUCAGAUAAUGGUUAUAGAAGGUGGCCGACUUGUGGGCAUACAGGCAAAUUUAUAAAAUCUUCACGCGUAAGUAGAAAAUAGGUUUUAGCUAGCUAGCUAUAGAACGUUAGAUUGCGUUAGCCUGUAGCUAAUUGUGCUUGAGUGUUUUUGACAAACGAUUUAAAGUUAGCGGAUGGACUAUCUGCUUCUUGUGUCUACAUUUAUUUGAGUGGCAAUGCAAAACAUUGUUUAAAAUACAUUGUAACAGUUACGUUAGCUAGCUAACUAACGUUACAUCUUAGCAAUUUCUCUUUCCCCGUUGCUGUCACAUCAACAUCCCGCCCCUAUCUUUUCCCAUUGGAAAAAUGUGUGAGAAUCCCAUGUUGUGAUCGUAUCCUUGGUUUGUUAGUGGUUCACCAGCCUGUCUGUUGUCAAUGCGCCACUUGUUGCUAGGGAGGUUGCUUGAUAGCGGAAGUGAGUGUUAUCAACACUUCCCACUGGAGUCUGGACGAUAAAUGCCGUUGGAUGCUGGCAAGGAUUUUUUAGGUUGCCUACUUUUAAACACUAUUGAUGGAUAUACUGAUGCAUCGUUUUUAUUGCUAUUAAUUUAAUGUAAUUGUGUAUGUGUGAGUGACACAUCGGUAAACUGGAGAUCUUGAAAAGAAAAUGGAUGAGAGGGAGACUGAAGCGUAGCUACUGGAGGAGAACCCAAGAGACCCUCCCUCUUUCACCUUAACAACUAUCUAUUCCUGCACUGGGCUAGGUGAUUUGUUGUUCUGCAUUGUCAGGUUGGCAUGUCAAAUGGAUCUUCAUCUUGAAUUGGGAUUAAGGCACAGUGUGUCCGCUAGAGACAGUGGCCAUUAAACCUCUCUGCGGGGACCCCCAGUUCACAAUUUUGUUGUAGCCCUGAACUAGCUCCCCUGAUUAACCUAAUCAAGGGUUUUAUGACUAGUUGACAUCUGGAAUCAGGUGUGCUUGCUCUAGAAUAGAUCAAAUCCAUGGAACAGCUGGGGGUCCCCAAGGAGAGAUUUGAAAACCACUGCUCUAGAAAGUGGAGAUGUGAUGGUUUGCUGCUAAGAAGCAGGGUUCUAAUUGUUCUCACCCAUAGAAAUAUGUGGAAUGUGAGGCGGUUUAUUCUCUCAUUUAUUGCCUCUGCACUGGCAGUGCAUAUGAUUGGUUUAUGGUUAUGAGUUCAGUGUGCAUUUUAUUUGGCUAUUCAUGUUGGUUAUAUCAGUGCAGUUGGACAUCUUAAAUCAUGUGUGGCUAACUGCCCAUGGUACAUGGUCGAGGAAAAGCCUGUUUGUUUCAACAUCUAAAGCAAACUCACAUUUCAUCUGGCCCGAACAAUGUUUGAUGCAUUCUACUGCUGUUAUGUCAUAUCAUAUUCUUUUGACAUUAUGUAAUGUAAUCUUUUUUCUAUGACUAAGUGAAAUUUGAUGGUAGAACACAGGCUCAGGUUGACCUAAACUUGUUUACUCAACAAGUACAUAUUUUUUUAUCCUGUCAUUACAUUUUAAAGGCAUCAAUACCAAGAAAAUGAGGUUUAUUUAUCCUUGAUCUCUCUCUCUGUGCAGAUAUGGGAGGACUUACUAAUGGGGAAGACCAAAACCUGACCUAGAAAACAGUUCACCCUUUGACUGAUAUUGGACUCGCAUAAAAGACCACAGAAACCCUCUACAUUCUAUUCACAUUUUAAGCAAACUCCAAAAGUCCCUCUCCACUUCUGUCAUAUCUGCAAUUUUCAUACUUUUCAUUCUUUAUCACAGUCUUUAUCUCAAUAUCAACUAUUGCGGAACUCUAGUUUGUCCAUUGUUUUUAUUUAUUUUUUACUUAUUUUUUUACUUUCACUUUUUGUUCCUUUGUAAAGAAAUGCUUUACCUGAAAAAGUACUUCACAGAGGGCCUGAUUCAGUUCACCAUCCUCCUGAGUCUCAUUGGGGUGCGGGUGGACCUGGACACCUACCUGAGCAAUCAACUGCCCCCACUGCAAGAGAUCAUCCUAGGCCCCAGCUCGGCCUACACCCAGACGCAGUUUCACAACCUCCGCAACACGCUGGACGGGUAUGGCAUCCAUCCCAAGAGUGUGGACCUCGACCAGUUCUUUACCACCCGCCGGCUGCUGAACCAGGUGCGCCAGCUAGAUCGACUGUCAGUGCCCAGUCCAGAACUGAGCACGUGGUUGGUGCACCGCGACCCUGAGACUGUGGUGUCCGCCGCCAGCCAGCCCAGCCCAAGCAUCACCCUGGACAAUGGGGCCGGCCUGGAGGACGUGAACAACUCCGAAGCCCCGGCCAUGAGGGGGGGCGGCGGAGCGCCUGAGUCCACCUACAAUCUGAGUGGAGAGGACCGAACCCUGGGAGCCGUGGCCCCCGAGGACAGCCAGGAGCAGGGCAACAGGGAGGGCAAUGAUGACCUCACCAAAGAGGUAAGAAAGCAUGCAAUGAUCUCACCUCUACUCAGGAUCACAAGACUAGGGCAAGCUGGGGCAUGGCACUUCUAUUGUAAUGUACAGGGAUAUAUUACUAGGUGCUUACUGUAUUUAGCUGUCUAUCAGAGACCUAUUGUAUGUCUGAACCUUGAUAAAUCACAAUUGUAAUCAAAUGGAAGUUAUUUCUGGCAUUGUGUAAUCUGCAUUAUUAUAAUGUCCUGUUCUUACAUUAGAGUAAUCCGUUCCCCUAAUAGUCACAGGACCACCACUCAAGAUGCAGUGUGGUUUUGGGCCAAACACUAAGCCAUUGUUAAAGCUUUAAAAUGAACAGUCUCCCACUGGAGUGGAAUCACAUGCUUUUAUGGUAAUUAAGUGGCUACGGUUGAAUCAGUGGGCUUAGCUUCAAGUUACAUGAUCUGAAGUUACAUGAUUCGACUUUUAAAUCUUCUUAUGCCAACACGUGGCGAUAUACAUAUCUGAGGAUGACAAUAUCAAAAUGUAAAGCCAACCGUGUCACAGGUAAAGCCAUCUUUGACUAUUGAAUCCAUUUAGAAUGAAGUUGUGUAAGACAAGAUGGUGUACAACUCAAUCAAGAGGGCUCUUUUCUUUGUAGUCCUAACAUCUUUCUCAUCUGACAUGUCUUUUUCAGGACAUUGAUUUGAUUGACAUCCUGUGGCGACAGGAUAUCGACCUUGGCGCAGGACGGGAAGUGUUCAACUACAGCAGCCGCCAGAAGGAGAGUGAGGCGGAGAAGCCCAGCCCAGAGGAGAAGGAGGAAGGAGCAGAGGCACAGGAGAGCUGGAGGAACGGAGUGAACCUUCAAGAGGCUCAGCCUGUGGAUGGAGAGACAGGGGAGAGCAUACCAGAGCAGGUAGCUAAGGGUACAGAUUGUGUUUUUCAUGAUCCUGUGUCCACUGUAGUUGAUAGUUAAGGGAGUGACCUCUGUGCUGUCUGCCCCUCCCCCCAGCUCCCAGGCCUUGGCUCUCAGACCUCACUGUCUCUGCAGGAAUGCCUGAGGCUGCUUGAGGCCACCUUCCCUUUCGGAGAAGAAUCUCCUGAGGUAAAGACAUUUGCAAGCUGUCUCAGGAGACAGAAGCGUCUUAAUUUAAAUUAUGUUAAACAACCAGGAUAUUACAGAUGGAUGAUUGCCUUUAUGGUCUAUUAUAAUCUCAACAUGUUUGUGAGAUAAUUUUUAAGGUAAACAUCUGUUAUCAGUUUGUAGCCCCUGUAGUCACUGCUGAGCUUGCAGUGGCCAAUGAAGAAGCUCCAUCCACAUCUCAGGGGCUGCCACUGCCUCCCCCGUUGCCCCAGCCUGUGCCCCAGUUGGACCUGGAGCAGCAGUGGCAAGACAUCAUGGCUAUCAUGGAACUACAGGUUUGUACUUGCGCUUUAAAUCACAACUGGUUCGUUUGUUAUUAGAUGUUCUCUAACCAGGUUUUUCUCUUUGAAGGAAAUGGAGGUUAACAACACCUCCGAGAACUCCUUCCUCAGCACUACUUCCAACAGUGCCAAUUCCAGUGGCAGCACAACCGAGUCAGGCUCGGUUGAAAGCUUUGGACUUAUUAGCUCCUCCAACCUUAUCCACCAAGAUGUCAGCCUUCACCAGGCCUCCCUCCCUAGCUGCAGCCAGGAUUUCCCCACGCUUUUCAAUUCAGAGAUUGAUGGCACUAGCACCCCACGCCCCCCCUUGCUUAGAAUGUCCUCCAGCUCCAACUCCUCCAACGUCAACUCUACAUUUGGAGCCACCAACCUGACUGGACUCUUUCUCCCACCACCUCUAAACAGCACCAACAACAUCACUUCGACCCCAGUGUUGCCUGACCCCUUCAGCAGUCUGCUGGAGGAGUCUAUGCUGGAUGAGAUCAGCCUGCUGGACCUGGCGAUGGAGGAGGGCUUCAGCCAGGCCCAGGCCUCUCAGUUGGAGGAUGAACUCGACUCAGACUCAGGCCUCUCCCUGGACUCCAGUCACAGCCCGGUCUCCCCGAGCAGCUCUGAGACCUCCUGCUCCUCUGCUGCCUCCUCCUCCACCUCUGCCACCUUCUCAGAGGAAGGGGCUGUGGGAUACAGCACUGACUCUGAGUCAGCCACCGUGGAACCAGAAGAAGGUGCUGUGGGGGGCUACCAGCCCGAAUUCAACAAGCUCUGCCGCAUGAGCUACCAGGACCCCUCCCAAUUCCACGGGCUCCCUCAGCUCGACAACAUCAACCACAAUCACACCUACAACUUACCUCUGUCUUCAUCGUUUGAUGAACACCCAGAGCUACCGAUUCCCACUGGCAAGAAAAUGGGCCGCGAGAAGCAGUCAAAGCUUCAGCCCCAACAGGACUUCCUGGACAAACAGUCGAGUCGCGACGAGCGCCGGGCUCGGGCCAUGAAGAUCCCCUUCUCAAAUGAGAAGAUCAUCAAUCUGCCUGUGGAGGAGUUCAACGAGCUUCUGUCCAAGCACCACCUGAGCGAGGCCCAACUGGCCCUCGUUCGCGACAUUCGUAGACGUGGCAAGAACAAGAUGGCGGCCCAGAACUGCCGGAAGCGCAAGCUGGAUACCAUCGUCAACCUGGAGCAAGGGGUGCACGACAUGCGUCGUGACAAGGCGCGGCUUCUGAAGGAGAAGAUGGAGUUCAUUCGCUCCAUCCGUCAGAUGAAGCAGAAAGUGCAAAGCCUCUACCAGGAAGUGUUCACCCAGCUUCGGGAUGAGGAGGGCCGGCCCUACCCCCCCAGCGAGUACUCGCUCCAGUACAGCGCCGACGGCAGCGUUCUGAUAAUGCCACGCAGCAUGACAGAUCAGCAGACCCGUAAGCCCGACAAGAAACAAAAGGACAAAAAGAAGUGA